AUGUUUUAUGAAAAGUUUCCAUUGGUACCAUCAAGUAAUAUAUCGCCCAUAUUUCAAUACUUUCUAAGAAAAGAAUUUAACAUUAAUAUUGGUGAUCAAAAUUACCCAAAGCUCAAAAUUUACGAAGUUGAAAAUUAUUUUAUUGAAGUUCACUUAGAAAACACAAUUUACAGGGCAAUUAUGGAUAACAACAAAGAAUCAUUUAUAGUUUUUAUAGAAAAUGAAAGAUUUGAUAAAAAUCAAAAACUUAAAAGUGAUUUUUAUCCUGAAUCAGAUGAAGGAUAUACAUUACUUGAAUUAUGUUGUUAUCAUGGAGCUGUUGAUUGUUUCAAACUAUUAAGAUCAAAAUUCAAAUCAGAAAUCACCCCAAAAUGCCUUGAAUUUUCAUUUUUAGGAGGAAAUCCUGAAAUUAUGACGGAAUGUUUGAAAGAACAAGAACCAAAUAAAGAAUGCAUGAAGUAUGCAAUUGCAUCGCACAACAUUGAUUUUGUUACUUUUUUAGUGAAUGAAUAUGAUUUAGAAAUAGAUUGUGAUAAAUGUUCAGAUUUUUAUAACCUUCAAGCAUUUUUUGCAUAUUUUGAUCAAACAAAUCGUAUUAACAAAUGCUUUAUUCUAUCUCCGUUAUUUAAUAUUACAUCACUUUGUGAAUAUUUUCUUGGACUCGGGGCUGAUAUCAAUGCAAAAUCUAGGUAUGGCGCCACUGCACUUCACGCAGCAGCUGUAAAAAACAGCAAGGAAAUGGUUCAAUAUUUAAUUUCACUUGGCGCAGAUGUAACAUUAAAAGAUAAGGAUGGAAGCACUCCGCUUCAUUUUGCUGUCGCAUUUAAUACUAUUGAUGUUGUAAGACAACUCAUUUCAUGUGGAGCAGACAUAAAUGCAAAAGAUAAUGACGGACAAUCAGUUCUUUUUUUCCGCCGUAGAUAA
Molecule: messenger RNA, 924 nt
Organism: Trichomonas vaginalis G3
Lineage: Eukaryota; Parabasalia; Trichomonadida; Trichomonadidae
Product: proteasome regulatory particle assembly
Exons: 1
Coding region: 1-924 (307 amino acids)
Molecular function (GO): protein binding
Source: RefSeq, a predicted model, not a curated record